UCGCAAAGCGCGGCGCGCUACAGACAUGACAUAUUUGUAAUAAUAAAAAAAUGUCCAACAAUAAUAAUGAAUCGAAUAAGAACAGUGAGCGAGUUAAUAUGCAGAAUGCACCACGACGUCACACAUAUGGUCCCGUACAACAUCAGAUACCAAACGUGUCUCGAGCCGGAUAUAUGGAUUAUCAAAAAUCUGGUAGAGGAACCCCAAAACUGUCCACCAAAAGUGACUUUGUGUAUGUGAACACGGCUUAUGUUGGAAGUGUCAGUAGUUUGAAUAACAACGUCAGCCAGCAGACUUUACCGGAACCACCGACCAGCGUUAUCCGAGAGCAAUACUGGGCAUGCUCUAGAUGGCCUCUGGCACAGCGUGUGCUGGCGAUCGCCGUGGGUGUACUCCUGGGAGCGGUGGUGGGACUCGUCCUGAUCCUGUUCUUUAAGGGCGAUAGUGAAGAAAAUAUCAGCGGAUUAUUUAGGACGCCGCUGGCGCCCGAUUAGUACUCGGCAUUGAGUGUUGGUGGCAUUUGUGUAAUGUAAAUUAAGCGGCUGUGAUUAAAUUUUAAAGCCUUUGCGUUUGAAAUAAAGAUUACAUAAUCAAUGUAUGAAAAUCAUCUCUACGCUAAGUCAUCAAUAAACCUGUCUUAGCAGGUUAACACACUAACAUGGUUGCUAUAUAUUUUUGUGGUUGAUCUGAGAUAAGCUACUGUUGACUCCACAUUCACACAAGGAAUAUAUUUUAUACCAUGUUAAACGUUUCUUUAUAGAUAUUAUUACUUUUGAGAUUAAACUAUAAUGUUUGUAUUUUCGUUGUAUAAAUCAAUCACAUAAUGUUUCGGAUUAUGAAUCGUUCGAGUAAGUCAAGUUUAGUUAAGACUAUGAAAUCUAGACCUAAAACUAAAUACUAGUACCAUUUUUCAUUAAUAUUUUCUUAUUUUAAUUGCCAUUGAGUCCUUUCAAUUCAAUCCGCUUAUCUCUAACAGGUAAUAACUUGUAUAAAUUUUCUAGUCAACAAGUAUAAAACAUUCUUAAUGUCUAAUAAUCAUAUAAACAUCAAUUUGAUAAUUUUGAUCCUACCAAUUUGAUAAUUUUGAUCAUUUUAUGUUCGUAACCAAGUCGUCUUCAUAAAACUAUAUGAUAGUUGCAUGUUCUUAUAUCUUAGAAUAUUUGCAGUUUCUUCAUUAAUAGUUUGUUAUUGUUAAGUACUGAUAUAUUUUUAUGUAUUUAAACCUUAUUUUACAAGUUUUAUCCUGAGCGCUUUACUUUCUAUUUUGUUCAAGAAUAUCAAUGAACCAACGAGUUUUAUAAUCAACGAGUGUUUAAAAA
Messenger RNA from Danaus plexippus (monarch butterfly), 1319 nucleotides. RefSeq lists its product as uncharacterized. Bases 51 to 494 code for a protein of 147 amino acids. The record is from RefSeq and is a predicted model, not a curated record. The transcript has 2 exons. NCBI's taxonomy places the organism in Eukaryota, Metazoa, Arthropoda, Insecta, Lepidoptera, Nymphalidae.